Pseudopipra pipra is the source of this 5749-nucleotide messenger RNA. RefSeq names its product upstream binding transcription factor (gene UBTF). The transcript is spliced from 22 exons. NCBI's taxonomy places the organism in Eukaryota, Metazoa, Chordata, Aves, Passeriformes, Pipridae. Bases 544 to 2955 code for a protein of 803 amino acids. The record is from RefSeq and is a predicted model, not a curated record.
AGCAAUAAAAAACCCGGCGGAAAGCGGCGGCGGGGCGGCGGGGCUGGCGGGGAGAUCCCGGCGGAUCCCGGCCGCGCUCAGCCCGGCUGAUUGGAAGAGCGAACGCAGCGCCAUGGAGGCGGGGGAAAGCGCGAUCGUCUCUGCGGGGACUGGAGCGCGUCCACGCCCGGGGCCAGCGCUGCAGAGCUGGCCGCCGUUCAACCGCCGCUCCCCCGCCCCGGCCCCGCCGAGCGAGCCCCGAGCCCCCGCCGCCGCCCCCCAAAAAGCGGCGGCCCCGCCGGUACGUGCCCGCGCCGGGGGAGCCGCCGCCGCCGUGCCCCGCCGCGCCGCGCCGUGCCCGCCGCCCGGGCUCGCCAUUCGCCGCCGCGCCGCUCCGCCGGCGGGGCUGGAGGAGGCGCUUUGUUCCUCCCCGGGCUCCCGCUGCCGCCGCCGCUGCCGCCGCCGCCACCGCCGCGCUCCGGGCUCGAGCCGAGCGGGGAGUGAUUUCGGGAAGCGGGCAAGGAGGGAGCCGGCGGGACCGUGCUGGGCACAGGCAGGUGGAGGAUGAACGGCGAAGCCGAGUGCCCUGCAGACUUGGAAAUGACAGCUCCCAAAAACCAAGACCGCUGGUCGCAGGAGGACAUGCUGACCCUCCUGGAGUGCAUGAAGAAUAACCUGCCCUCCAACGACGGGAGCAAGUUCAAAACCACCGAGUCCCACCUGGACUGGGAAAAAGUGGCUUUCAAGGACUUCUCGGGGGAGAUGUGCAAGAUGAAGUGGAUGGAGAUCUCUAAUGAGGUGAGGAAGUUCCGGACCCUCACAGAGCUCAUUAUGGAUGCUGAAGAGCAUGUGAAGAACCCUUACAAAGGCAAAAAGCUCAAGAAACACCCCGACUUCCCCAAGAAGCCCCUGACUCCCUAUUUCCGCUUCUUCAUGGAGAAGCGGGCCAAGUACGCCAAGCUUCACCCCGAAAUGAGCAACCUGGAUCUCACCAAGAUCCUGUCCAAGAAAUACAAGGAGCUUCCCGAGAAGAAAAAGAUGAAAUACAUCCAGGACUUCCAGCGAGAGAAGCAGGAGUUUGAGAGGAACCUGGCGAGGUUCAGGGAAGACCACCCGGAUCUCAUCCAGAACGCCAAGAAAUCUGACGUCCCCGAAAAACCCAAGACCCCCCAGCAGCUGUGGUACAACCACGAGAAGAAGAUCUACUUGAAAGUGCGUCCAGAUGUGAGUACGGCCACCACGAAGGAGGUGAAAGAGUCGCUGGGCAAGCAGUGGUCUCAACUCUCGGAUAAAAAGAGGCUGAAAUGGAUUCAUAAGGCCCUGGAACAGCGGAAGGAGUACGAGGAGAUCAUGCGGGACUACAUCCAGAAGCACCCGGAGCUGAACAUCAGCGAGGAGGGAAUCACCCGCUCCACCCUCACCAAGGCCGAGCGGCAGCUCAAGGACAAGUUUGACGGACGACCCACGAAGCCACCUCCGAAUAGCUACUCCCUGUACUGUGCAGAGCUGAUGGCCAACAUGAAAGACGUGCCCAGCACCGAGCGGAUGGUGCUGUGCAGCCAGCAGUGGAAGCUGCUCUCUCAGAAGGAAAAGGAUGCAUACCACAAAAAGUGUGACCAGAAAAAGAAAGACUACGAGAUCGAGCUGCUCCGCUUCCUGGAGAGCCUGCCCGAGGAGGAGCAGCAGCGGGUGCUGGGCGAGGAGAAGAUGCUGGGCGGCAACCGGAAAGGGGCGACGAGUCCCGCAUCCAAAAAAUCCUCUCCGGAGACCGGCAAGGCCAGCUCCGAGAAGCCCAAGCGACCCAUCUCUGCCAUGUUCAUCUUCUCGGAGGAGAAGCGGAAGCAGCUGCAGGAGGAGCGGCCGGAGCUGUCGGAGAGCGAGCUGACCCGGCUCCUGGCCCGCAUGUGGAACGACCUCUCAGAGAAGAAGAAGGCCAAGUACAAAGCGCGGGAGGCGGCGAUGAAGGCGCAGUCAGAGAAGAAACACGGCUCAGAUAAAGAGGAGCGUGGGAAACUGCCCGAGUCUCCCAAAACAGCCGAGGAGAUCUGGCAACAGAGCGUCAUCGGGGACUACCUGGCUCGUUUUAAGAACGACCGGGGCAAAGCGCUGAAGGCCAUGGAGGCCACUUGGAACAACAUGGAGAAGAAGGAGAAGCUGAUGUGGAUCAAGAAAGCGGCGGAGGAUCAGAAGCGAUACGAGAGGGAGCUGAGCGAGAUGCGGGCCCCUCCGUGCUCCACCAACUCCACCAAGAAAAUGAAAUUCCAGGGAGAGCCGAAGAAACCCCCCAUGAAUGGUUACCAGAAGUUCUCCCAGGAGCUGCUGUCCAACGGGGAGCUGAACCACCUCCCGCUGAAGGAGCGGAUGGUGGAGAUCGGCAGCCGCUGGCAGCGCAUCUCCCAGGGCCAGAAGGACCACUACAAAAAACUGGCAGAGGAGCAGCAGAAACAGUACAAGGUGCACCUCGACAUCUGGCUCAAGAGCCUCUCGCCCCAGGAGCGGGCUGCCUACAAGGAACACAUUUCCAAUAAACGCAAGAGCAUAGGGAAGAUCCGGGGUCCCAACCCCAAGAUGAAGCCAACGAUGCAGUCCAAGUCGGAGUCAGAGGAUGACGACGAGGAGGAAGAGGAGGAGGAAGACGACGAUGAAGACGAGGAUGACGAUGACGACAACGGCGACUCGUCGGAGGAAGGCGGCGACUCCUCGGAGUCCAGCAGUGAGGAGGAGAGCGAGGACGGGGACGAGUGUGAAUGCCGAGUAAGUCACCAGAGUCAAAGCUUUACACCGGUGCAACUGAAAUCAGAGUAUGCUGGAUGGCGCUGGGGCCAGAAACCGUGUCCGUGCCUUGUGCUCGCCACCGGACAGAACGAUGAGGAUGACGAAGAUGAGGAUGAUGAGGAUGAGGAUGACAACGACUCAGAGGGCAGCAGCAGUUCCUCCUCCUCCUCGGGGGACUCCUCCGACUCCGACUCCAACUGAUCCGGCCAAGCUCUCCGUAACGUCGUUUGGUUUCUCGGUUUCGGUCCCAAAUCCCACUCGCAGCCCCCCAAAAUCCUUCCUCUGCUUCCUCCUGACCCCCUGGGCGAGACACAGCCCCCCCGUGGGACCCCCAACACGAGGAACAGGGGUCGGGGGGACCCCUCCACCAAGCUCACACUACGGAGGGGGAUCAGGGGGCUGCCCCCCCCCGGCUGGGGGGCAAGGAGGGGGCCCCCCAUCCCUCCCCCCCGCUUUACUCCCGAGGGGAAGCGAUUUAUUUUUAUUUUGAAUUUCAUUCUUUUUGGGGAGGGGGGCAUCCCUACCCCCAUCACCCCCUCGCUACCAGCUCCGGACUUUAUAGAAAGAGAAGAAAAACACACAGGAAAACAAAAAAACACAAAACAAAAAAAAGAAACAAACAACAGCGCCCCCCCCUCCCCCAACACACCUUUUUUUUUAAUUAAAAAACCCAGAAACGGAGAAAAAAAAUAUCCCCCCCUCCCCGCGCAGCCCCUCCGGCAGCGGGCGCGGAGCACGAGCCGAGGCGCUCAGGACUCAGCCGAUGGGACAAUGUCUCCUUUUGCAACCUCCCCCACCCCUCUGUGCACCCCCCCCCAAAAAUAACCCCUUGUACAGUCUGGAAGCUGCACCGGGAGCUGCCCGGGAACUCUGCAUCCACGGCACUUGGGAACGCCGGCCACGGACCGGACCGUGACCACCCCCUGCCCCGGCACGUCCCCGAGUUGGUGGGGGGUGGGAUUGGGGGGGGGGGUUGAAGGGAGGGGAGGGGGGAGUGUGUGUGCGAGCGUGCGAGUGUGUGCCAGGGUGGGGGGCACCCGGGGGCUCAGCGUGACCAAGGGGGGGGCGCGGGGUCCCCCCCGCUCUGUUGUCGGUGGUUGUUGUGCCGUUGUAUUUUAUUUUAUUUUUUUGUUUGUUUUUUUUUUUCCUUUUUAUAAAACGAGAAAGAUCCAUCUUUUAUUUUUCAUUUCCCCCCCCCCCGUCCACAUCCCCCUCCCUCUUUCCACCCGUUUUCCUUCCCCUCCCUUCCCCCAUUUUCCCCUCCACAUCCAGUGAAGCUGCUCCUCUCCCUUCGCCCCAAAUCCUUGGGGGGGGGGGGGUGUGACACCAGCACUCCCCUUGCCCCAGUUUACCCCCAGUUAUCCCCAGUUUGUCCCCCCCACCGUGGAGGUUUCAUGCCCCUCGGGCCAUGCUGUAAAUAUUGGUGUGGUUUGGGUUUAUUUUGGGGGGGUCAAUGCCCCCCUCCCUGGGAGGGGGAUGGGGCCGUGGGGACCGGGGUGGGUGCAUUGGGGGGGGCCUGUCAGAGGUCCCCCCCUUUUUUUAAGCAGACACGAGCACCAGCAAUCCCACGGCACCUCCCUGCAGGGUUCCUGUCCCCCCACCCCACGCCCCCCCCCAAAAAAAAAACCCCCCACACCCGGUGUCACUGGGGACCCCCACUAUACUGGGGGGGGCACAAGGUUGGUUCUUUCUGCCCCCUCCCAUCCUGACCCUGGAGACGAGCUGGGCUGUGGGACAGGAUUUGGGGGGCCCCAGGGAAGGGGACGGAGGGCACUGCCCCCCUCCCAGCUGAGGAGGGGGGGGCCGGUGGGGGCUUUUUCUCCCCUGGGCUAUAACUUGGCCAUUUUUCUCUUCUUUUCACUCAAAUCGCAGUGGGGGCUGAGGGGAGGGUCAAGCUGCAGGUUUGGGGUUUUGAGGGGUGUCCCUCCCCUCCCAUCUCUAACCCCCUCCCAGGUUUGCUGCUCUCAGCACCCCAAAUCCCCCUGAAGACUUGGGGGUGGCAGGGGGGGCAACACCCCUUAUCCCGGCCUCAAAUUGGGCUGAAAAACCACCAUUUUGGGCAAGCGACCCCAAACCUGGUGGGGGUGGGGGUGAACCCGGGUUCUCCCGCACGGACAAUCCCCCUGUGUCCCCCCCGGGACCGGGGCCCCGAAGAGAACCCAGAUGGUGUCCCCCUCCUCCAUAAUGUCUGUCUGUCCAUCCCUCUGUCUCCUCCUCCCCUUCCCCAAUCCAUUUGGGAUUUUCCUUUCAUUUUCUUCCCAAUUUUUAAUCCCCCUUCCCCCCCUGAAAUCCCCUAAGGGGAACCCCGCCAUCCCUUUUUUUCUGCUGAAUGUACCCAGCACCGUCGUGUUUCAGUGGAUGUGUUUUUAGUACAAAAAAAAAGACAAAAAAAAAAUUACCCCCCUUUCCCCCCCUCUUUUUUUCUGUUUAAAAAAAAAUAAGAAAAAAAGGUAAAAAAAAAUUAAAUAAUAAAAAAGAAAAAUUCUUACAGCGCCGACAAAUUUGGGGAGGGGGUGGGGGGAGAAGGUGUUUGCGCUGCAAGAGAAUUCCUGAGUGCAUUUUGGCACUGCCACAAAAUCCCGGGAUCCUUUAGAUGGAAGUUCUUGUGAAUUACGUUAAAAAAAAAAAAAAAAAAAAAAAAAAAAAAAAGGCAAAAAAACCCACCGGAAAAAAAAAAAUAAGAUUAAAAAAAAAAUCAUCUUUUUUUUCUAAUAUUUAAAGAGUGUUUUUGUAGGUUUAAAAAAAAGACAAAAAAAAGAAAAAAAAAGAAAAUAAUAAUAAUAAUCCCGACUUGGAAUUUGUACGGCUGAGCGGGACACGGGGGGUCGUGUCCACGGUUUCCCGGUUUGCUUGGGGUUUCAGUUCUUUUUUUUUGUUGUUGUUUAUUUUGGAGCUUUUUGGGUUUUUUCUUUUUUUUUUCUGGUUUUUUUUUUUUUUGGUUGGUUUUUUUUUGUUGUUUUUUUUUUUUUUGUAUAAUAAAGUGAAAAAUAAUGUU